AUGAGGUCCGCUAUCAUCCUCUCUCUUGCGGGCUCUUCGCUCGCUCUGCCUUUUGGCAAUGCCAUUGAUGCCGCAUUGGGUACCAACCUUGAGGCUCGCCAGGGCCAGGGCUUCCCCAACUUCCCCAAGCCAGGUGGUGGUGCUUCAGGCGGUGGAUUCCCCAAGCCUGGUGGCAACUCCCCUGGAGGCUUUCCUGGUGGCAACUCCCCUGGAGGUAACUCCCCUGGAGGCUUUCCUGGUGGCAACUCCCCUGGAGGUAACUCCCCUGGAGGCUUUCCUGGUGGCAAUUCCCCUGGUGGUAACUCCCCUGGAGGCUUUCCUGGUGGCAAUUCCCCUGGUGGUGGAUUCCCCGGUGGUCAGGCUCCUGGCGCACCCCAGCCCACUGGAGGAUUCCCUGGUGGUAACUCUCCUGGGGGCUUCCCUCAGCCUGGUGGCGGUGCUCCUGGCGGCGGCUUCCCCGGCGGUCCUGGCGUACCUCAGCCAACUGGUGGCUUCCCUGGUGGUGGUCCUAUCGGAGGUGCACCUGGCUCACCUGAAGGCGGUGCUCCCACCAUCCCCAACCUCCCAGGCGCCCCCGGCUCGCCAGAAGGCGGUGCUCCCAGCCUCCCUGAGCCAUCUGGUGGAUUUUCUCUCCCAGGUGCACCUCCUUCCAGACGCCUAGCGAUCGACUACCAGCUCGCUCCCGGCGCACCACACAUCUACAAGCGUCAGGAUCUCCCAGAGUUCACCCCUCUUCCUGGCGGCCCCACCCCUCCUACCCCAACUGGAGGCCUCCCCAUCCCUGGUGUGCCAGCCCCAACUGGCGGCCCAUCCUUCCCUGCGCCAACUGGAGGCCUCCCAACACCCGGAAAGCCCCCCAAGCCCAACACGCCUGGUCUCCCCGGUAUGCCUCCCAACGACGAGGAGGGUGGUGAUGGUGGCAGCUGGUGGGAUUGGGUCAAGGACAAGUUCGGUAACAAGGGCGGAAACCAGGAGUAG
This is a messenger RNA of Parastagonospora nodorum SN15, 978 nucleotides long. RefSeq lists its product as hypothetical. Lineage: Eukaryota; Fungi; Ascomycota; Dothideomycetes; Pleosporales; Phaeosphaeriaceae. The transcript has 2 exons. The record is from RefSeq and is a predicted model, not a curated record. Bases 1 to 978 code for a protein of 325 amino acids.